UGCCUCGAGAGCGCAUCACAGGACGACAAAACCCCACUGCAAGACGCAGUGCCAGAAUAGAGCAGCUUUGGCACGGGAGCUGGUUUCCUGUAGUUUAUAGGGGGAGAAAAAGGGGGAAUAUCGUCUUAUACGAAUCCUUAAACAUACUUCUUAUCAUGCCGGAUCAUCUUUGCUGGCUCGAGGAAAUGUAGUGGAGAGGAGAAAAGAGGGGAACUCCGCCGGUGGAGAGAUCUGGGGAUGCGUGGACGCGGUUAUGGGUGAUUAAUGCCAUUUUGCAGCUGCACAACAAAGACUGGAUAUGCGCACAAAAAGUGGAGAUAAGUGAGUUGGACACAGGAUGGACACUGCGGAGGUGAUUCUCUCCGUGUUGGUGGUUGUGAUUAUCAUAGUGUCGUUGCUGUCCAACAUCCUGGUGCUGAUCUGCUUUCUGUACAACCCGGAGAUCCGCAAGCAGGUGCCCGGUCUGUUCAAUCUCAACCUCACCUUCUGCAACUUGUUGCUGACCGUGGCCAACAUGCCACUCACUUUGGUGGGACUUGUCAGCAAGGCUCAGCCGGGAGGGGACGGCUUCUGCCAGAUCGUGGGCUUCCUGGAAACCUUCCUGUCCACCAACUCGAUGCUGAGCAUGGCAGCGCUGAGCAUCGACAGGUGGAUCGCGGUGGUGUUCCCACUGAGGUACCACUCCAAAAUGCGCCACAAGGACGCGGCGUUUGUGCUCGGGUACACGUGGGCGCACUCCAUGUCCUUCUCCACGGUGGCCACCUGCCUCUCCUGGGUGGGAUACCACCGGCUUUACGCGUCCUGCACCCUGUCCAACCCGAGGGCGAGCAGUCGGACCCAGUUUGUUAUCUUCACCGUCUUUUUCCACUCCUUCACCUUUCUCCUGUCUUUUAUAGUGCUGUGUGUCACAUACCUCAAAGUGCUUAAAGUGGCGAGGUUUCACUGUAAGAGGAUCGACGUUAUCACAAUGCAAACUUUAGUGCUGCUGGUGGAUAUACACCCCAGUGUUCGCCAGCGUUGCCUGGAGGAGCAGAAGAGGAGACGGCAGAGAGCCACGAGGAAGAUCAGCACCUUCAUCGGCACCUUCAUGCUCUGCUUCGCUCCCUAUGUGAUCACAAGGAUCGUGGAGUUAUUUCCAGCGGUGCCUAUCAACCCCCACUGGGGAAUCGUCUCCAAGUGCUUAGCUUACAGCAAGGCAGCCUGCGACCCCUUCGUGUACUCCCUGCUCCGACACCAGUACAAGAAGACGUGCGCUGACAUCAUCAACAGGCUGCUGAAGCGUAGCUCCUUGAACGCAUCCGGGCGCGGGCACGAGAACCAAGUCCACAGCAUACCCGCCGCAGAGUGACAGGGAGUAGGCUGAUACGGUCUGAGGGUCGACCUGGCAACUGUCAGGAAAAUAUGUGGCUGAUUUAUCGUCCACGAAGAAGAGAACAAAUAUUGGUUGUUCCUGUCCACGUCUGCUUAAAUUUGGUCUGACAUGCCAAAAAGAAAAAAAAAGUGACUAUAGACAAGGGCAAAUCCCUGCGCAGGAAUACCACUGUGCUUGCAUACUGAGUCCCCAGAACAGCAGAUGAGUGCAGUGAACUUGUGAGGACAAUGAGCAACGGCAGAUUUCACAUCCACCUGGAGACACAGAUGUGCUCACCCAAGAAGAACGGCCAGUUCAUAGCCUCAUUAUUCUAACCGGGGUAGCUUUCAGUCUGAUAUUGCUUUUGUUAGACAUUACUGUAGUAUAUACUCAUAUUAUCUUUACAUAAAAGGAUAGGGAAUGGCUGUAUGUCUGUUUUAGUCUGUGCAAUGUGUUUGCAAGUGAUACACCGGCACUGUAUGUAGCACUGACAACUAGCCUAACCAAAACUUGACAGUCCCCAAAUUGUAUCGCAGACGAAGAGAAGGUGCCACUGCACAGUUCGGCUCAGGUUAUUUCAGACUUGAUGGGGUAAAACACGCUCCCGAUUUAACAAAUUUUAAGGUACUUUUAUUUUUGUAGUACGUUGCCUUGUAGUGUAACGGUCAACGAAGGAAAAAGUAAGAUUAUGUGUUUUUCUGGGUUUCACAUUGCCAUCGUUUCUGAAGGACUUACCGACCCGGCCAAGUGGAGUUUUAAUGGGAGAAAUAGGCCUUCAAACCGGCUGCCUUUGCUGUCAUGACUGACAUGUGCCCCUCAGGUUGUUUAGUCAAGUGGAGCGUGAUCAGCUGUACUUGGCCGGGUUUUGUGCUCACAGAGAGGAGUAGAGACCGCCUCAUGCUUUCUCACACAUUUGAGGGAGAUGGACAGGAAAAGCAAAUGUGUAUGAUGUCUUUAUUUUGACAUCAUGUGAUAUUGAAUAGCAAUGACAGCCGUCCAUGAAAAGCUAAAGAUUCAUCUACGGUGUUUUUAGGAAAGAUACUUGGCAAUCAACGUGUCUGUUUUUAAAGAGAUGGGUGUUUAUAGAAGAUGGCAAUAUCCAACCAAAUCACCAGAAUAGAUGUUGGCAUUGUACGUCUCUGCAAACCACAGAUACAUUACAUUUGUACAUUAUUCUAUAGUGGAUUUCAAUCAGGAGAGACAAAAGAAGGAAAUAAAGAUGAAGUUUAAUGCAUAAUAUAAGUGUACAGAUUAACAGAUUUGAGGGAGAUUAUUUGUGAUCAUGGGACAUCUGAGUGGCAGCAAGAUAAAUCCCCCCAUGGAGUCUAGACACUGGUGGAGGUGGUGGUGGCCAAUGACUUUGGUCGAUGGCUGAUGAGGCACAUAGCGGCUGCAUCUGAGAAGACUAGGCGACGAUGGGGAGAUGGAGGGUGCGCAUGGCUGCAGCAGAAAAAGAACCAUAUUUGAAAUAAGCAAUGAGAUGAUAGGCUGAUGGAGAAGAUGUAUCGCUGUGCUAUUGGUUGAUUGUGGAUCGGCUGAUGACUCGAUUGACAGCCCCGAACACUGACAGCCAGAGAUAGAGAAUGAGUAUGCGUGCAAGGAGAGAAUGGCAGGGUGAAGACGAAAGUUACAGCUGUAGCAUAGAAACAGUAUUGUCUUCCUGACUGAAUUUUCACUAAAGAUUCAUAUGUUGUAACUUUAUGUUUCAACGCUGUGGUUGACACGUGGUCAGGCACAAAAACCAUCUGGAAAUGGUUAGCAAAAGAUCAUGUUUUGGGUUAAAAUGCCCAGUUAUGGGGGCAUAAUCUCCCUUGAAAAAGCAGCAAUACCUUGGUAAAAAAAAACACGUUUUUUUGAGCCACUAUCCCCGCUGGAAAAACAGUGACAGGUCACUAAAAAACA
Epinephelus lanceolatus (giant grouper) is the source of this 3253-nucleotide messenger RNA. Its product is annotated as G-protein coupled receptor 26-like. The record is from RefSeq and is a predicted model, not a curated record. Gene Ontology annotation, cellular component: membrane. Lineage: Eukaryota; Metazoa; Chordata; Actinopteri; Perciformes; Serranidae. Gene Ontology annotation, biological process: adenylate cyclase-activating G protein-coupled receptor signaling pathway. Gene Ontology annotation, molecular function: G protein-coupled receptor activity.